UCUGCCUCUAGUGAGUGCGCGAACGAGAAAGGAGGAGGGCGCUCCAGGCGAAAGCACUGCAGACGCCAUUAUUCCCUGUUUCUCUGCUGCUGCAACCUCGACGUCUUGCCUACGUCCCGCUUUUUUGCGGCCUAUAGGCUACUGCAGCACUAGGGUGUCAGUUGGUCCCGCCCAGAACACUUCAGUUCUGCUCUGCAAGGAUAUAUAAUACCUGAUUGGUGUGUCCAUUUAAUUCAAGAAAAUGGAAACUGAACAGCCAGAGGAAACCUUCCCCAACACUGAAACCAAUGGUGAAUUUGGUAAACGCCCUGCAGAAGAUAUGGAAGAGGAGCAAGCUUUUAAAAGAUCUAGAAACACUGAUGAGAUGGUUGAACUACGCAUUCUGCUUCAGAGCAAGAAUGCUGGGGCAGUGAUUGGAAAAGGAGGCAAGAAUAUUAAGGCUCUCCGUACAGACUACAAUGCCAGUGUUUCAGUCCCAGACAGCAGUGGCCCCGAGCGCAUAUUGAGUAUCAGUGCUGAUAUUGAAACAAUUGGAGAAAUUCUGAAGAAAAUCAUCCCUACCUUGGAAGAGGGCCUGCAGUUGCCAUCACCCACUGCAACCAGCCAGCUCCCGCUCGAAUCUGAUGCUGUGGAAUGCUUAAAUUACCAACACUAUAAAGGAAGCGACUUUGACUGCGAGUUGAGACUGUUGAUUCAUCAGAGUCUGGCAGGAGGCAUUAUUGGGGUCAAAGGUGCUAAAAUCAAAGAACUUCGAGAGAACACACAGACAACAAUCAAGCUUUUCCAGGAAUGCUGUCCUCAUUCCACUGACAGAGUCGUUCUUAUUGGAGGAAAACCUGAUAGGGUUGUAGAGUGCAUCAAGAUCAUCCUUGAUCUUAUUUCGGAGUCUCCCAUCAAAGGACGUGCACAGCCUUACGAUCCCAAUUUUUACGAUGAAACCUACGAUUAUGGUGGUUUUACAAUGAUGUUUGAUGACCGCCGUGGACGUCCUGUGGGAUUUCCCAUGCGGGGGAGAGGCGGUUUUGAUAGAAUGCCUCCUGGUCGGGGUGGGCGUCCUAUGCCUCCAUCUAGAAGAGAUUAUGACGACAUGAGCCCUCGUCGAGGACCUCCUCCACCGCCUCCUGGACGAGGUGGCCGGGGUGGUAGCAGAGCUCGGAAUCUUCCUCUUCCUCCUCCACCGCCACCUAGAGGAGGAGAUCUAAUGGCCUAUGACAGAAGAGGAAGACCUGGAGACCGCUAUGACGGCAUGGUUGGUUUCAGUGCUGAUGAAACUUGGGACUCUGCAAUAGAUACAUGGAGCCCAUCAGAAUGGCAAAUGGCAUAUGAACCACAGGGUGGCUCCGGAUAUGAUUAUUCCUAUGCAGGGGGUCGUGGCUCAUACGGUGAUCUUGGUGGACCUAUUAUUACUACACAAGUAACUAUUCCCAAAGAUUUGGCUGGAUCUAUUAUUGGCAAAGGUGGUCAGCGGAUUAAACAAAUCCGUCAUGAGUCAGGAGCUUCGAUCAAAAUUGAUGAACCUUUAGAAGGGUCUGAAGAUCGGAUCAUUACCAUUACAGGAACACAGGACCAGAUACAGAAUGCACAGUAUUUGCUGCAGAACAGUGUGAAGCAGUAUGCAGAUGUUGAAGGAUUCUAAUGCAAGAUAUUUUUUCUUUUUUAUAGUGUGAAGCAGUAUUCUGGAAAGUUUUUCUAAGACUAGUGAAGAACUGAAGGAGUCCUGCAUCUUUUUUUUUUUAUCUGCUUCUGUUUAAAAAGCCAACAUUCCUCUGCUUCAUAGGUGUUCUGCAUUUGAGGUGUAGUGAAAUCUUUGCUGUUCACCAGAUGUAAUGUUUUAGUUCCUUACAAACAGGGUGGGGGGGGGGAAGGGCGUGCAAAAACUAACAUUGAAAUUUUGAAACAGCAGCAGAGUGAGUGAAUUUUAAUUUUUGUUCAUUGUUGGUGGUUUAAAGGAAAAAUAUUCCCCCCAUGUAAUUAUUGUGAACACUUUGCUUUGUGGUCACUGUAACAUUUUGGGGGGUGGGACAGGGAGGAAAAGUAACAAUAAUAGUCCAUAUGUCCCUGGCAUCUAUUCAGAGCAGUGUGCAGAAUGUAAUGCUCUUUUGUAAGAAACGUUUUAUGAUUUUUAAAAUAAAUUUAGUGAACCUA
Messenger RNA from Panthera uncia (snow leopard), 2145 nucleotides. It is a transcript of the gene HNRNPK, whose product is annotated as heterogeneous nuclear ribonucleoprotein K. The transcript has 17 exons. Gene Ontology annotation, cellular component: cytoplasm; nucleus. The coding region runs from base 242 to 1636 and encodes 464 amino acids. The record is from RefSeq and is a predicted model, not a curated record. NCBI's taxonomy places the organism in Eukaryota, Metazoa, Chordata, Mammalia, Carnivora, Felidae. Gene Ontology annotation, molecular function: mRNA binding. Gene Ontology annotation, biological process: regulation of transcription by RNA polymerase II; regulation of mRNA splicing, via spliceosome.